This is a messenger RNA of Chaetura pelagica (chimney swift), 1980 nucleotides long. It is a transcript of the gene RAB22A, whose product is annotated as RAB22A, member RAS oncogene family. Gene Ontology annotation, molecular function: GTPase activity; GTP binding. The transcript has 8 exons. The record is from RefSeq and is a predicted model, not a curated record. Bases 1 to 738 code for a protein of 245 amino acids. Lineage: Eukaryota; Metazoa; Chordata; Aves; Apodiformes; Apodidae.
AUGCCGUCCCGGGGCUGCCUCCCGCCCGCGGGUCCUUCUUCCCUGCCUGGACAGCGGCUGCUCCCCCAAAACCGCGCUUCAAGAGGCUGCCGGUCCUUCGAGAGCUCGGCCCCUCAGGCAGCACCGAACGGCCUGUGGAACACGCCAGGCUUUGAAAAUGUUGCAGGUGGUGGAAGAGGUAGACAUCAGGACACUGGUGUGGGCAAAUCAAGUAUUGUGUGGAGAUUUGUAGAAGAUAGCUUUGAUCCCAAUAUCAACCCAACAAUAGGAGCUUCAUUUAUGACCAAGACUGUACAGUAUCAAAAUGAGCUGCAUAAAUUCCUAAUUUGGGAUACAGCUGGACAGGAGCGGUUUCGUGCUUUAGCCCCAAUGUAUUACAGAGGGUCAGCAGCAGCCAUUAUAGUGUACGACAUCACAAAAGAGGAAACUUUCUCAACAUUAAAGAACUGGGUUAAAGAGCUUCGACAGCAUGGACCUCCAAACAUUGUUGUAGCUAUUGCAGGAAAUAAGUGUGAUCUUAAUGAUGUAAGAGAAGUCAUGGAAAAAGAUGCUAAAGACUAUGCAGAUUCCAUUCAUGCAAUAUUUGUAGAGACAAGUGCGAAAAAUGCAAUAAACAUUAAUGAACUCUUUAUAGAAAUUAGUCGCAGAAUUCCAUCAACUGACACCAACCCCCCAUCUAGUGGUAAGGGCUUCAAACUUAGGAGACAGCCAUCAGUGACGAAGCGCAGCUGCUGUUGACUGAUCCCUUAGAAAAUCAGACUUGUUUAUACAGUAGGUGGUCUUGGAAGUUAAUAGUUCAUGUUGGGUUUAUAUUAUCAGUCUUAGAUCUUUAUCUGCUGGUGUUUCAUACACCCAAGGUCCCACAAAAAUGGACCAGUCCAUCUGACAUCUGUACACUUGCAGAAAAUACUGCAAUAGUAAUGUCAGCCUGUUUACUUACAAGAAGUGUAAUCUCUCUUGCAUUCAAAGGGAAUCCAUCAUCGCUUUUUUGGCCUUGCUUGAAAGGAAGGUGACUAUGGAUGGUAGAACUGAAAUGUUUAAUAGUUUUGUAAUCAAGAUUUUAUCGGGGUUUUUUUGUUAAAAGGGAAAUGAGCACUUUUGUGGGACUUAAGGGUGGGAUAAAUCUGGAAGUUAGUUGCUUCCUUUUCUUCAGUGAGCCUUAUUUUAAAUUUAAUGUAGCUUAUCGAAAGUACGAUGAAGCUGUUGAGGUGACGUGGCUACAGAAGAAGCAACUGAAGGCAAAUAAUAGGCAAAUUAGUCCAUCCAGUCUCCAAAUCCCAUUUGCACUUUUUAUUUAAAGAUGAUAUGCGCCAGGGGUGGGGACACAAGCAACAGAACUUAAACCACAGACAAUCUUGUUUUUAAUGCUGACUUUAAUCACUUUAAGGCAGACUGAUAGGCUUAUGCAUCCUUUCAUUCCUACAAGAUUUUUAAUAUUAAGGUGUUGGUUGAAGAAAACCUAGCUGUAGUUGACUAUUAAGUGGUUACUGACUAAAAACAGAUGCUGUAAACAGGUGCUACCAGUGGUUCUGGUAUGACCUAAAAGGUUUUGGGGAAAGCUUUUAAUUGCUUGGCAUGUGUAAAGUGUUCAUAUUGUAUUUAUGAGACCAGUGUUUAAAGUAUUAUAAAUUAUGUAAAAACAGUAAAAAAUAAUGCAGUCUUACACACUCCUUCCAUUCCACACCUAUGGAUAAACUCCUGGGGUAUCUCCAUCAGGUUUUCUCCUGCAUUUUAGGUAUUAGCACUGUGAGUUCAUCCAGAGGCAGACUGAAAUUCUUUCUCUUUCAGCCUCAUUUGAAAGGGCCAAUAGAGAAUGCUGUUGGUGCAGCAUGAGGUCUGUCUGUUGAACAAGCUUUCAUCUGUGGUGCACCCAGUUUUUUCUGUUUUGGGCACAAAAACACAAAUAGGAAGUAACCUUAAGACAUGGUAAUGUAGAUCGUUACCUCUUGGUUCCUGGGCUUUUUUUAUCUGAGGGUUUUU